GUUUUAAUGCUUUACAUGUUUUAAUGUCUGUUGCUUUGUGCCAUUAAACUGGGGUUAACUUUUAUUUGUCUUGUUUGCCUUAGACCUGAUGGCGCUGAAAGAGGAGAAACAAGUGCUGAAUGAAAUGGAAGAGAAAGAUCAAUAUGAGAAUCUUCAUGAUUUCACAACUGAAAUAAAACCUUUUAGUUGCUCACAGACUGAAAAGACUUCAUCACAAGAAAAAGAUCAAAAGACAGAAACUAAAAGUUAUUUCAUCUGCCAACACUGUGGAGACAGAUUCACUCGAACAGCAAGCCUUAACAGGCACCUGAGCAUUCACAAUAAAGAGAAGGGUUACACCUGCUAUCAGUGUGAAAAGAGUUUUGAUCAACUUCAUGACCUUAAAGUCCACAUGGAAGUUCACAAAGGAAAUAAGCCAUGCAUCUGCCCACAGUGCGGAAUGAGAUUCAGACAAAAAGGACACCUUAAUAACCACAUGAGAAUUCACAAUAAAGGGAAGCAUUACCCCUGUCAACUGUGUGAAAAGAGUUUCAGUCAGCAAAAAAACCUUGAAGUUCACAUGGAAGUUCACAUGGAGAAAAAGCCGUACGCCUGCCAACAGUGUGGAAAGCAAUUCAACCGAAAAGGACAUCUUAAUAACCACAUAAGAAUUCACACUGGAGAGAAGCCUUACACAUGCAAACAAUGUGGAAAGAGUUUUGAUCAACAUGGAAACCUUAAAGUCCACAUGAGAUCUCACACUGGAGAGAAACCCUACAAAUGCCGUCAGUGUGGAAAGAGUUUCAGUCAACAUGGAAGCCUAGAAGUCCAUAUGAGAGUUCACACUGGAGAGAAGCCUUUCACUUGCAAACAGUGUGGAAAGAGUUUCAACCGAAAAGCAAACCUUAAAAUGCACUUGGUAGUUCACACUGGAGAAAGCCCUUACACCUGCGAAGUGUGUGGAAUAAGUUUCACUGUAAAAGGAAACUAUAAAAGGCACAUGGUAGUUCACACUGGAGAGAAGCCUUUCACCUGCCAGCAGUGUGGACAAAGUUUUAACCGAAAAGGAAACUUUAACAUGCACAUAAAAACUCACACGAGAGAAAGCCGUUCAAGCCGUUUUUAAGGCCUUUCUG
Rhinichthys klamathensis goyatoka is the source of this 1115-nucleotide messenger RNA. RefSeq names its product zinc finger protein 239-like. The transcript has a single exon. Gene Ontology annotation, biological process: regulation of transcription by RNA polymerase II. The record is from RefSeq and is a predicted model, not a curated record. Gene Ontology annotation, molecular function: DNA-binding transcription factor activity, RNA polymerase II-specific; RNA polymerase II cis-regulatory region sequence-specific DNA binding. The coding region runs from base 89 to 1105 and encodes 338 amino acids. Lineage: Eukaryota; Metazoa; Chordata; Actinopteri; Cypriniformes; Leuciscidae.